AUGUCCCCUUCAGAACCACUGGACCCAUUUUCCCCGGAACACAUCAAUCGCCCCAGCCUUGCCCCUCUACCGCCCGAAAAGAUCUGGGAUGGGUUUCAGUUCCAUCGACAUCUGGAAAGCCAACUCUUGCGGCUAGAAGAGUCCGCACUAGGACCUCUACCUGAUCUCAAAACAGACAUCUUCCAGUUGAAGUUGGAAGAUGUGUCCCUACAGGACCUGUCGCAGCCCUCGUCGACGGCCACGUCCGAUUCUGAGAGCGAUCACUUCGAGAGUCUUGACGGCGACAGUGUGCAAGAAGUAUGGGAUAAUGUUUGGACCUUGCCAGAGAUUCGGGAGAGGAAGAGGAAGGGAAGACUGCUGAAUUGGGACAAGUUUCUUGAUGAAGCUCAUCAGGAACCGGCAUCGGCAUAUCUCAGCGAGACGGAUCCGGGCGUAUUCAACUCCAUCCUCGAACCAAACAAUCGGAGUUUCCAAAAAUAUGUCAAACCAGACAUUCUAUUGAACGCCUUUUUCGAAUUGUGCAUGGGGCAAGACUCUAUCUUGUUCAGUUGGGAGGAGAAGGACGCUACAUUCGUUCCUCAGUGGCAAGCGCUUUCGGCUCGUGGAUACAGUUCGACACUGGUGCGGAAUUGCUUCGACGUCUUUUCGACAAUUGGAAGAGACACUAGGCACCUCAAAAGCUCUUUUCAUGUGUUGGAUCACAACCCUUCGCAUCUAUCAUCCGCUAGAGUAACUUUCCUGUCCGCCUCCAGGUCCGUGCUGAAUUCUGUUCACAAGUACCUCGUUGAACUGAGACCAAAUAUUGCGUCGCUGCUCCAGCUGAAAGGCAUAGUGGGAAAGGUCGAGAUGGUCAUUGCAAUGCUGAAACAAUGUGUCGACGCCGUACAACCCGAUCAAAGGGAAGACUCGGUCAUCCUCAACGUGAUGCAAAUAGUCGCUGGGCCGACUCUCGAUCAUCCUGGUCUAUCUGGACUGUUACAAAUGCUGCUCUCACGGACAUGCCGGCCAAUGCUAGCUCUUCUGAGCGAACAAAUAGGACUUAGCUCAACGCAACGAGGAAAUCCCAAAAGCGCUCUCACAGGAGGUUUGCCCCUCGAAGAAGCAACAUGGGAAUUACUGGUUGAAUCGAAGCUCUCCCGUACGAUAUCAGAGGCAAAGAAGUGCCUCCAGAUAUUGAGCAGUCACUCCCCGGACAGUUCCAUCUUUUCCGCCACUGUACUCGAAUCUUCGCCAUUGAAGGAACUCGAGGCUGGGUUCCAUCUAUCGGUUAUUUCAGAACUUCAGGCGCGAGCUGUUGCCUAUGAGGAUGCAAUGAGGUCGUUGAUCGUGUCUGCGGACUCCUCUACGUCUACAAGCUCCCUUGACACCCCUGCCUCUGAAAGCUUUGAUCUGGAAGACACACCUAGCAUGUCAGCGGACACGGCGUGUGCCUUUCGAUUACAAAUGGAUAUUUUCAAUGAUAGCGUACACCAUCUGGACGAGAGAAAGUACGACGAACUCCAAGAUCAAGUCAUCAUGUAUCUUGAAGGACACGAGUUCGAAGAUUCACCACUUCAGCUGGAUCUGCUGGCCUCACUCAAUCUAUCCGUCACUCCUCUCGUCUCUGCCCAGCACAGGUUGCUCUCCUACUCCGUGUUGCGGCUGCUCUUCGAGCAACACAAUCUGCUCGGUCAUCUCAAUCUGCAGAAGGAUCUCCACUUGCUUGGGAACGCCUUCUUCUCCUCUCGUCUCAGAACAGCUCUGUUUGACCCCGAUCAGAGCAGUGGUGAGGGCAACAGGAGGACGAGCGCCGCUACUGGCCUCCGUUUGCACGUUCGAGACACGUGGCCUCCUGCAGGCUCAGAGUUGAGAUUAGUGCUCAUGAGCAUCCUGUCAGACAGCCUCAGCCCAGCAGCCCGUGCACUAGACGACUCGAUGUCCUUUGCAAUCCGGGAUUUGCCUCUCGAGGAGCUCGAAAAGUGUCGAGACGUUGAUUCCAUAUACGCGCUUGACUUCCUUCGACUUCAAUAUGCAGCGCCCAAUGAAAUACUGGGGGCGGUCAUACCACCAGAAAUACUGCAUAAAUACGAUCGGACUUUUCAGCACCUUUUGCGUACAUUGCGAAUGCAAGCGGUCACACAAAGCAUGUUGAGAAACGCCUUCAGUCGCCAGUCACAGAAGACGUCUAACAGCGAUCUCUCGGAUCACAAAUUGAUUGUCACGAUGCAUCAUUUCAUCUCGAGUAUUGCAGAUUACUACCACAACACUGCGAUUGAACUGAACUGGAGAAAGUUACAGACAGUGCUCCACACGGCCAAGACACACCUCGACAGUCGAGACUAUAGUCAAACAUUACUUGUCGUCAGGAGUCUGGACCACCUCCGUGUAUUGCACGAGAGGACAUUAAACAAGAUCCUCGGUGCCCUCCUAUUGAAACAAAACCAAGCGGGGUUGAGGCAAGUACUGGAAGAUGUAUACAGCGUGAUACUUCGAUUCGCCGCUGAACGGCGCAAGAGCGCCGAUCAGGACGCCGGAUCAGAAGAUGCUCGAAGUCAUACUGGAAGUUCUACCACCAACGAGACCACGACGAAACGACUGCAUAAGGAGUUCAGAAGCAAAGUUGUACUCUUCAUUGAUGUUUUACGCGUUCAAGCACAAUCGAUCGAAAAAGUUCCGGGAAGGAAACAACAUGCUCAUGAACGGGAUGCUGCUGACCAUGAUGAUGAUGAUGACGACGACGACCCGGGCGUCAAUAUGUUCGAGUAUCUGCUGUUGAAAUUGGACAUGUUCGGUUACUGGACGCUGUAG
Molecule: messenger RNA, 2787 nt
Organism: Fonsecaea erecta
Lineage: Eukaryota; Fungi; Ascomycota; Eurotiomycetes; Chaetothyriales; Herpotrichiellaceae
Exons: 1
Coding region: 1-2787 (928 amino acids)
Biological process (GO): mitotic cell cycle; spindle assembly; microtubule nucleation
Cellular component (GO): centrosome; gamma-tubulin complex; spindle pole
Molecular function (GO): gamma-tubulin binding; microtubule minus-end binding
Source: RefSeq, a predicted model, not a curated record